CUGCCCGGGGGGAAAGAGCCCUGAACAGCGCUUGCUUGACAGUGGCUCGUUUGUCAAUAUCGAAACUUUGUUGAAGAAGCUCGAAUUUGUUCAAGGCGGCCUCGCUUCGAAACCCUCCAGACUCGGUAGAUUGAACCCACCCAGACGCGCCCCGACAUCCCUAUUCACUUCGGCUUCUGUGUAUGAUAUCAAGCAAAGCGUGUCCUACUAUGCCUGCGGGCAGAGACACUAUCCGAAGGAACGAACGCACCCAGUAAAUUGGCCGGGAGAUACUCAUCGCAAUGGGGAACAGUAAUGGAAAGCCGGUUUCCUUUUCUGAUGAAGUGAACCUCAACCAUUUCCGCUUACUGCGUGUCGUCGGGAAGGGGGCAUUCGGAAAGGUCAGGAUUGUAGAGAGGAAGGAUACGCAACUCACCUUCGCCUUGAAGUACAUCCGCAAAGAUGAGGUUGUGCGGUCAGAGAGUGUGCGGAAUAUAUUGCGGGAGAGGCGGAUGCUGGAGCAUUUGAAUUACCAGUUCAUUUGCAAUCUGCGGUAUAGCUUCCAGGACAUCGAAUACAUGUAUUUGGUGGUAGACUUAAUGAAUGGUGGCGACUUGCGAUUUCACAUUUCGAGGAAGACCUUCACAGAAGAAGCAGUCCGAUUCUGGAUCGCCGAACUGGGCUGUGCCUUGAGAUAUAUUCACAAGCAAGGAAUUAUACACAGAGACGUGAAGCCGGACAAUGUUUUACUGGAUUCUGAAGGUCACAUUCAUCUUGCGGAUUUUAAUGUCGCGUCCGACUUCACCCCCGGAAGACCUCUGACAAGCAAAUCCGGUACGCUCGCAUAUUUGGCACCAGAAGUUUACAAAGGACAUGGCUACGGUCCAGGCGCAGACUGGUGGUCUCUAGGUGUUUUGUUCUAUGAGUGCAUUUACAAUAAGCGACCUUUCGAGGGCAGCACCCAAACAACAUUAGCGACACAAAUUACAAAGGCCAGCCCGAGUUUCCCAAUCACCGCACCCCCUGUAACCAUGCCUUGUCUACAUGCCAUUAGCUCUGCGCUCGAGGAAGAUCCAGCAAAGCGGAUGGGAGCCGCCAGUUUCCACAGCUUUACUGACAACCCCUUCUUUCGAGCCAUUGACUUUGAAGCGCUUGAGAGGAAGGAGGUUGAGCCCGUGUUCGUCCCAUCUUCUGAGAAGACCAACUUUGAUGCUACCUAUGAUCUCGAAGAGCUGCUUCUCGAGGAGGCGCCAUUGGAGGCACGAGCACGAAGACAAAAGCCCAGAGAACCCUUGAAGGAGGAUGCAUCAGAGAAGGAAAUCAGGGAGGACGACCUCUAUAAGAUGAUCGAGACGCAAUUUACGCCGUUCGACUACACUACUGCAGCGUAUGAGAGGUACGCCGGAGCCUUAGACCCGAAUUCCUCUCCGACAGACUGGACUCAACCACCACCAAUGACUCCUUCACAAAACCAGGUAGAUGGAAGUGGCGCCAGAUCGAUAGGCAGACGCUCUACCUCCAGGAGACGAAAGGCCUCAGGUCAACCCACUUCUCUCUCCGGAUCGCCACCAAUGCCAUCGCAACAUCCGCCUCUUCCAAACGGACAAGGCUCGAGCCCCCAGUCAGGGACUUAUCGACAGGCAUCAAGUAGUCACUCGACUAAGGCCAAAACCCCCCUUUCGCCUUAUCAGGCUUCGUACAAUCGCCAGCAACGACCAACAGGAACCCGAAAGGAGUCUACUAGUGGUGGUAUGCAGGUUACAUUGGAUGAGAUGGGAAGCUGGUCUGAGCUUGCGAAACAAGACGCUACUUUACCAGCGGAUGCCAAGCUCGAAGCUGCCGCGAAGCCUUCUGGAGGCAUGCUCUCGUUCCUGGGCAGAAAGAAGGGUAGAGGACAUAGUCCCAAGCCGCAAGAACGUGGAAUUUUGGGCAAGGAAGGCGCGAGGGUGGUUAUAAGCAGCGGAGAAUGAAGUCCUCGUUCCACGAUUCUCAUUUAAAUACAAUAGCGAAUGAGGGUUGGUGAAGUACUCUCCGAUAUAUGACGAAGGAGGCUUGGUU
Molecule: messenger RNA, 2037 nt
Organism: Hyaloscypha bicolor E
Lineage: Eukaryota; Fungi; Ascomycota; Leotiomycetes; Helotiales; Hyaloscyphaceae
Product: kinase-like protein
Exons: 6
Coding region: 282-1949 (555 amino acids)
Biological process (GO): intracellular signal transduction; peptidyl-serine phosphorylation
Molecular function (GO): ATP binding; protein serine/threonine kinase activity
Source: RefSeq, a predicted model, not a curated record